CCCACCCCAUCACCACCACCUCUCCCCCGCCUGCCACGCGCUACUCAUGGAAAGACGCUUUCGAUGAGCCAGCAACACCCCUGGGGCCCGAGACCAAACACAAGCACACGUCCCACGCCCAUCUCGACCGCAAUUGCCCACGAGCAGCGCAACACCAGCACGCCCUCGCCCACCAGCUCGCGGCCCAGCCAGUCGCCCGCCACGUCCAACUUCCCCUCCCUUCCGCCCGCCUCGGUGUCAUCGCGCCUGGCCAGGUCCCGCAAGUCGUCGGCCGCCUCGAUAACUUCGUCGCCCUUCCCGCCCGCCGCAGGACAGCAGCUCCCCGCCAGCCAGCUGCUGUCCUCUCGAGGAUCCAGGACCAUAGCGCCCCACGCUGCCUCGCAACUGGCUUCCUCCGCCGCAGCCGCUACCAACGGCGCCGGUGCACAGUCAAGUAGCGGCGGAGGAGCCUCCAAGCUUGUCCGCGCCUCGCCCUCGCUCUCCACCUCGAGCACCACGGGCUCGCCUAGCACCGCCAGCAACCCGUCCGGCGCGUCCUCGCAGAACCUCUCCCGCAUUGUCAUCGCCCAGAUAUUCCUGCUGCUCAGUCAGUUCGGCCCCGUAAAGGACGACAAAGACCGCGCCAAGUGGGACACGCAAACCGAGCAGAUCAGGAAGCUGGUCGACUCCAACGGCAUGGAGGUCUUUUCCAAAUACUUCCGCCGCGUGCUGCAGAACAAUGCAGCCACCAUCUUCGGCACCGGCGCCCGCAACGCCGACUCCAACGGCAGCUACCAGAUCCUCCUCACCGAGGUGCACAAGAUACGGAAGGAGCCCGAGCAGGCAGACAAGAUUGCAGAGUCAAUUAGCUCCAGUGAGGGUGACCUGUUCCGCGACUUCGAUCUCGCCGCCUUCAUAGCCCACUUCAAGCUCGACUCUGUCGCAAAGACGAUGCUAGCCCUCGCUUGCAGGAAGACAGAUCUCCGGACCAAAGGCGACGACCUGCUAAUGGCCGUUGCGCAACCCACUCAACCAGAGGACAUGAGCCACGAAUACCUCGCCGCCCUCGUCGAACGCCUACUACAAGACCCGCCACAGGGGUGGGACGAAGAGAAGAAGAUGAGCCUCGCGUACGCCGUCCAGAUGCGAUACCAGCAGACACAUCAACAGAUCCCCGGCAUCGUCGAAUCGAAGCUGAUACUCGUCGAGCUCACGGACGGCUCGCGGAACCCGCUGGUCAAGCUUGUAAGACAGGCAGGUCCGCAAGGCACAGCUACGGUGGAGGCAUGCAAAGAGGUGCUCGCGUCGGCUGAAACGCGCGACAUUAGCUACCAGCAAGUCGCGGCGGUGCUCCUCUACCUCGCCCUCUCCACCGGAUACAACGCCAAGAACUUUGUAGCCGCACUGCGCGAACAUCGGACCGGACAGCGAAUAGACUGGCAGGACGUUGUUUUGGCAUUCGACCGCGAUCACCUGCGCAUCGAGCGCCACCAGUUUCUGGCCAUAUACAACGCGCUGCUCCCCGUGGCCCAAGACAGCGAGAAGUUUGACAUACAGGCACUAUGGGGAGGACAAUGGCAACACGACUUGACGCAGCUGUACUUUGUAGUCGCCUUCCUGUCUUCUACACGACAAGAGCUGGACGUUACCCAGAUUCCCAGGUUGCGCACUUCGUACUCGAUGAAGACGUUUGAAAACGCCUCCGACGACGCCAAGUCGUUCGCAGAAGAAGCCGUCAAGCACCCCUUUGUUUCGCUCGACGCGACCGCCGCGCUAUUCAACAUGAUUUUCCAGACAUCCGAGACGUAUCACACCGCACAGCUCAUGGGCAUACCCGACUUGGUGAUUAAUCCACACACAGCGGAGUUCCUGGUAGCGGCAGCGGCAGUACCAAAACCCUGGGGUGCCUUGCAGGAACAAGCACUGAAACAGCUGUUUGAUCCCUACUUCCAGAAGAAGCUGCCCAUAUACAACUUUGUCCUCUAUGGUCUUUGGAAGCAGGAUUUCCAAUGGCUUACAGAUCGCUUUGUUGACGCAUACAACGCCGAUUCGAUGACCCUUACCCUGGUGCUCGAACACGCCGAGACGAACAACUGGUUAGAGCAACUGAUUCGCAGUAAUACUGACAUCAGCUUGGACCUGGCUGCACAAGCUCAUGCGCGCGGCAAGUUUGACCUCCAGCCCUGGCUGGAGCAGACAUUCGACCAGGCAGGACCACUUUUCCGUCGCAUCCUGACUAACUUUCUGAGUGCGCGGGCUGCGGAAGAAAUGCAACGAGCACGAGACGACCAUCUACCUCUCAAUCUGCCACUCGCAGUGAAGACAGUAUACCCAUUGCUUGGAUUCCUCUCAGACUGCGGUCUGCCCGAGCCUGAGCUGCUGCCCCUCCAAAGGAACUGCAUUCAGGCGUACCCGCGAUUAAUUAACUAUGGCGAAGGCGUGGAUGACAUCAUCGACGCCAACGGGCAGAAUGGAAACUCGCUUCCAGACGAUGCCGACAAGAAGAUGCAGGAGCAUUUCAAGAACAUGUACAGCGGCGAUAGCGACGAACUGUUCGCAUGCAUGAUUCAUGGCCUUUUCGACGAGUACAACUGCUUCGGGGAAUAUCCUCUAGAAGCCUUAGCCACGACUGCUGUGCUUUUCGGAGGUAUCAUCAACUUCAACCUCUUGUCCCGAAUUGCACUCCAGGUUGGAUUGGCUAUGGUUCUAGAAGCUGUUCAGGAAUACAGACCCGAAGACAGUAUGUACAAGUUUGGUCUCCAAGCUCUGAUUCAUUUCUCGAACCGACUUUCUGAAUGGCCUAACUACUGCGAUCAGCUUCUCAUUGUCCCCGGGCUCCAAGGAACUGAGAUUUUUAUCAAAGCUGAAGAAGUCGUAGGUCAGCAGCUCGGUGAAGUGAACGGUGAGGGCCACAACGGCAUAGGCAUGACGAACGGUAACGGCAUCGAUGAAGCUCUGCACCAGGAGCCGGCUGUACCCAAGUUCUCCUGCCUCUACGUCGACCCCCCUCUCCGCCCUGAGCUCUACGAGGAUCCAGACGAGGAUGUGCAGGACAAGGUUUUGUUCGUAUUGAACAACGUUUCCGAGCGUAAUCUGCGCGAUAAGAUCAACGACCUCACUGAAGCCGUCGAAGAAAGGCAUCACCAAUGGUUCGCAAACUAUCUCGUCGAGGAGCGUGCUAAGAUGCAGCCCAACUUCCAGCAGCUGUACCUCGAUAUGCUCGACCUCUUCAACGACAAGACACUCUGGGCCGAGGUGCUCCGUGAGACGUACUCAAGCGUCAUUCGCAUGCUCAAUACCGACUCAACGCUGGGCUCUACAGAGCGUGGCCAUCUUAAGAAUUUGGGCUCUUGGCUUGGUUCACUGACAAUCGCCCGCGACCAGCCGAUCAAGUUCCGUAACAUUUCGUUCAAGGAUCUGUUGCACGAGGGCUAUGACACCGACCGUCUUCUGCUUGUGAUUCCCUUUACCUGCAAGGUACUUGUACAGGCUCAAAAGUCUACAAUCUUCAAGCCCCCCAAUCCUUGGCUUAUGGAAAUGUUGGGAGUGCUUAUGGAACUCUACCACUUCGCCGAUCUGAAACUUAACCAGAAAUUCGAGAUCGAAGUUCUUUGCAAAGGCUUGGAACUUGAUCACAAGGACAUUGAUCCUACAAACAGUAUCCGAGGACGACCACCAGCGGAUGAGGAAUUCCUUGGAUCUAUGGUUACUGACGGAAUGGAAGCGUUUGGCGAUCUUUCCAUUAUGAGCCUGAACCGUGGCACCCGAGGUCCCAACGAGCGCUUCUCGUCAGCGGCAAUCACCGCAGCUCUGCCCGACUUCACGAACCAGCUCCAGUACCCACCGUCUGGAAACAGUGCGGUCCCUCCAGCGGCACUGAAGAAGAUCUUCCUCACUGCUGUCAAUCAAGCCAUCCAGGAGAUCAUUGCACCUGUAGUAGAGCGCUCCGUUACCAUCGCCGCCAUCUCGACAUCGCAGUUGAUCAACAAAGACUUUGCCAUGGAACCAGAUGAGGAGAAGCUCCGCAACGCAGCACACACUGUCGUGAAGGCUCUCUCCGGCGCGUUGGCUCUCGUUACCUGCAAAGAGCCAUUACGCAUGAGUAUCCAGAACAACAUUCGCGUGACCGCCCGAGACCUCCCCGACCAAGCUCUGCCAGAGGGGCAUAUCCUUAUGUUUGUCAACGACAACCUUGAUCUAAUGUCGUCUCUCGCAGAGAUUGACAUGCAGAUUGAGGAUGCCGUCCGCGUGCGCCGAAUGUUCCGCAGUUCCCGCCCGAAUGAGCCUUUCAAGGAUGCGAACAUCAGUCCGUGGGCGUUCUAUAUCCCUGAACCGUACAAGCAGAUGCCUGGUGGUCUGAAUCGCGAACAACUGGCCAUCUACGAGGAGUUUGGUAGACAAUCGCGAGGUGCUAGUCACGUUAACAACGCCUCUCAAGACGGUGGACGUCAGCUCCCAGACGUUCUCCAAGACCAAUUCGCGGCGGUACCGAACCUCCCAACUCCGGGUGCUGCGCCGGCAGAGCCGCGUCAACCCACACAGCAACCCCGGCUACAGAGCCUCCAGACACCCCAUGCACCCUUGGCGCAACAACAACCCAACGGCUAUAUGGAGGCUCCAGGUCUAGAGCGCGGCCAGCGUGGUGUUGAGGACCUCCUGCUUGAGCUCACUCGUGUCAUCAAGGAGGCACCAGAGGAACGCAUCAGUGAACUUCAGCCUGGUAACAGCACUGUUCACCAAGUCUUCGAUCAGCUCAUCACAAGCGUUGAGUAUGCAGGACCCAACAAAGAGACGUGGGCUUUCCGCAUUGCAGGCCAGGUCACGAACCACCUCUUCUCCGACUCUUUGAGUCGUUUGGAGGUUGAGGUCAUGGCGCAUCUGCUGAGCCAUCUCUGCCAGUUGUCCGUCCAGACUUCGCGGCAGGUACUCAUGUGGCUGGCGACUCUGCACGACGAUGACAGAAUCUUCAAGUCCACGGUCAUGAUCGCUCUGAUGGAGGUCAGCCUGAUGGACAUGCACCGUCUGAACACGACUAUCGCCAAAGCCAUUCAAGAACGACGCGUCGCUGCAGUAGAGAUGCUGUCCAGUUUGAUGGAGGAACUCCUACUCAACGACCACCCGAGUGCGUUCCGUGCCGACUUCGCCAUGUCAAUCGACGCUCUUACUACCUGGCUAGCAGAGGACCCAUCCUUUGAGCUUGGAAAACGCGUCAUCGCCAACCUGCAGCCAUCCUCCAACGAGUCAAUGCUUACACCGCCGCCGUCUGGGCACAAGGAUCAGCUUGAGUAUGUGUUCGAUGAGUGGGUACAUCUCCAGAUGGAACCCAUGCCGAAGAAGACAGUCGGCGCUUUCAUCUACCAGCUCCAUCAACAGAGAGUGAUGGAGACUCAAGAGUCCUCAGUUGCUUUCAUCCGCACCUGCAUUGACUCUUCAGUGUCCGCAUACGAACAGGAACACUCAGUGCCGUUCGGUAACGGUAACGAAGACAUUGCAACAGUCAAGAUCGAUGCGCUUGGUCGGUUGGUCGUCGAUCUCGUCGUCUACCAAGGCGAGCAGGACGGAGCUGUCAAAGAAAGCAAAGCAAGGUACCUGGAUCAGAUACUCGUCGUGGUAGUGCUCGUUCUUUGCAACCAUCACAGCACACGAGGCGAUGCCUUCAACCAGAAGGUCUUCUUCCGCCUGUUCUCUGCCAUCCUUUUCCACCUGAACGAUGCGGUAAAGGAAGAAGCUUUAGCAGACCAGAAGGCCGAUGUCUUCCUUGCAGUUGCUAGGGCUCUCCUGGUCAUCCAACCCUCGCACAUCCAACGGUUUACGUUCUCUUGGCUGGCACUAGUUGCUCAUCGCAUCUUUGUGCCUGCCAUGUUGGAAGAGGGUCAGGGAGACAAGCGAUGGGACGUCUACGCUCAGCUUGUGGAGACACUUUUGAUUUUUACCGGAAAACUCAUCAAGCCAACUGGAGAAACUGUCAUGGCUGAACAGUUCUACCGAGGUGUUUUGCGAGUUCUACUGGUGAUCCACCAUGACUUCCCCGAGUUCCUAGUCGAGAAUCACUUCCGAUUCUGCAACAGCAUCCCUAUGCACUGCACGCAAUUGCGCAAUCUAAUCGUCAGUGCCUACCCUUCCACCAUCCUCGAGAUGCCAGACCCGUUCACGGCUGGGCUCAAGGCCGACCGACUGGAGCACGACCUUCAAGCACCAGUCAUCCGUGCCGAUAUCGCGCAGGUACUUUCCGAUGCGGGUAUCAAGGGUGCCAUAGACAAUCUCCUCAAAGGCUCGGAUCUGAAGAACCAGGAUGUGGACAAAGUGUGUCAAGCUGUUUACUACGCAGAGGCUCAGUCGCCAGCUUUUGAGCUCGUUUCAACCACCGCAAACCCCACGUUGAUCCACGCGAUCACUCUGUACAUCGGUAUUUCAUCUCUAGGUACCGGCCCAGCCAGCGUACCGAUCUUUGACGCGGAGAGCCCAGCCACCAAGGUCAUUGAGAGGCUCGUCAAGGACUUCCAUCCUGAAGCCAGGUUCCACUUUAUCAGCGCCAUCGCGAACCAGCUCCGCUUCCCGAACACGCAUACUCACUUCUACAGCUACACGCUGCUACACCUUUUCGGACCCCCGAACGACGAUUCGUUGGCGUUGGAGAUCCAAGAGACGAUCACCCGAGUGUUGUUGGAGCGCCUGUUGGUCCACCGUCCUCACCCAUGGGGACUUAUCAUCACCUUGUUGGAAAUUCUGAAGAACCCAACAUACACGUUCUGGGACUUGCCGUUUGUCAAAGCGGCUCCUGAAGUACGUAAUCUUCUUAUUACUCUUCUGUCCAAUCAUACUGACUCGUCUUCUCUUGAAGGUUGA
This is a messenger RNA of Alternaria rosae, 6825 nucleotides long. Its product is annotated as CCR4-Not complex component, Not1-domain-containing protein. The record is from RefSeq and is a predicted model, not a curated record. The transcript is spliced from 5 exons. Gene Ontology annotation, cellular component: P-body; CCR4-NOT core complex. The coding region runs from base 64 to 6825 and encodes 2253 amino acids. NCBI's taxonomy places the organism in Eukaryota, Fungi, Ascomycota, Dothideomycetes, Pleosporales, Pleosporaceae. Gene Ontology annotation, biological process: nuclear-transcribed mRNA catabolic process, deadenylation-dependent decay. Gene Ontology annotation, molecular function: molecular adaptor activity.